Molecule: messenger RNA, 4324 nt
Organism: Numida meleagris (helmeted guineafowl)
Lineage: Eukaryota; Metazoa; Chordata; Aves; Galliformes; Numididae
Gene: ERBB2
Product: erb-b2 receptor tyrosine kinase 2
Exons: 27
Coding region: 94-3798 (1234 amino acids)
Biological process (GO): positive regulation of kinase activity; positive regulation of MAPK cascade; positive regulation of cell population proliferation
Cellular component (GO): signaling receptor complex; basal plasma membrane
Molecular function (GO): transmembrane receptor protein tyrosine kinase activity; ATP binding
Source: RefSeq, a predicted model, not a curated record
CCCGGGAGCGCGGCGGGAGGCGGCGGAACCGCACCGCAAACUUUCCCGGAGCGGCCGGCGCGGGGCCAUGGGCCGCGGCCCGCGCUGAGCACCAUGAUCGCCGCCCGCGGCCGCCCGCUCUGCCCCGCGCUGCUGCUGCUGCUGCUGCUGGCCGCGCUCUGCCCCGCCGCCGCCGAAGUGUGCACCGGCACCGACAUGAAGCUGCUGCAGCCCUCCAGCCCCGAGAGCCACUACGAGACCCUGCGGCACCUCUACCAGGGCUGCCAGGUGGUGCAGGGCAACCUGGAGCUCACCUACCUGCCCCCCGGCGCCGACACCGCCUUCCUCCAGGACAUCAAGGAGGUGCAGGGCUACGUGUUGAUCGCCGAGAACCACGUGAGCGCCGUGGGGCUGCAGGGGCUGCGCAUCAUCCGUGGGACGCAGCUCUUCCAGGAGCGCUACGCGUUGGCCGUGCUGGGCAACGUGGGGCUGCGGCAGCUCGGCAUGCGGCAGCUCACAGAGAUCCUGAAGGGGGGGGUGCACAUCGAGGGGAACCCCCAGCUCUGCUUCCAGGAGACCAUUCUCUGGACUGACAUCUUCCACCGGCACAACGAGCUGCGCGGCGAGACCCGCGUGGAGAGCACCCGCAGCCGCACCUGUCCCGACUGCCGGGCGCUGUGUGCCGAGGGGCACUGCUGGGGCGAGAGCCCGCAGGACUGCCAGACCCUGACCAACAGCAUCUGCCACGGGUGUCCACGCUGCAAGGGCACGAAGCCGACAGACUGCUGCCACGAGCAGUGCGCCGCGGGCUGCACCGGCCCCAAGCACUCCGACUGCCUGGCCUGUCUGAACUUCAACCGGAGCGGGAUCUGCGAGCUGCACUGCCCCCCCCUCGUCAUCUACAACUCCGACACCUUCGAGUCGGUGCCCAACCGCGAUGGGCGCUACACCUUCGGUGCCAGCUGUGUCAGCCAGUGCCCCUAUAACUACCUUGCAACAGAGGUGGGCUCCUGCACCCUCGUCUGCCCCCAGAACAGUCAGGAGGUGACAGUCAACAACGUGCAGAAGUGCGAGAAGUGCAGCAAGCCCUGCCCCGAGGUGUGCUACGGGCUGGGGGUGGAUUUCCUCAAGGGUGUCCGUGCUGUCAACGCCUCCAACAUCCGGCACUUCGCUGGCUGCACCAAGAUCUUUGGCAGCCUGGCCUUCCUGCCCGAGACCUUUGCUGGGGACCCAAGCACCAACACAGCACCCCUGGACCCCCAACUGCUAUCAAUCUUCGAGAGCCUGGAGGAGCUGACGGGGUACCUGUACAUUGCUGCCUGGCCACCUGGCCUGGAGGACCUGGGCGUCUUCCAGAACCUGCGCAUCAUCCGCGGCCGUGUGCUGCACAACGGUGCCUACUCGCUGACGCUGCGGGACCUGGCGGUGCGGGCGCUGGGGCUCCGUGCCCUGCAGGAGAUCAGCAGCGGGAUGGUGCUCAUCCACCACAACCCCCAGCUCUGCUUCCUCCAGAAGGUGCCCUGGGACAGCAUCUUCCGCCACCCCCGCCAGCGCCUCUUCCAGACCCACAACAAAUCCCCCGAGCAGUGCGAGAGCGAGGGGCUGGUGUGCUUCCACCUCUGUGCCCACGGGCACUGCUGGGGGCCCGGCCCCACGCAAUGCGUCUCCUGCGAGCGCUUCCUGCGUGGCCAGGAGUGCGUGGCCUCCUGCAACCUGCUGGAUGGCGCCAUCCGGGAGCACGCCAACGGCACGCGCUGCCUGCCCUGCCACCCCGAGUGCCAGCCACAGAACGGCACCGAGACCUGCUUCGGAUCGGACGCGGAUCAGUGCGUGGCAUGCGCGCACUACAAGGACGGGCAGCAGUGUGUGCGGCGCUGCCCCAGCGGGGUGAAGGUGGACGCCUCCUUCGUGCCCAUCUGGAAGUACCCGGACGAGGAGGGGGUCUGCCAGCUCUGCCCCACCAACUGCACCCACUCGUGCACCAUCCGGGAUGAGGACGGCUGUCCCGUGGACCAGAAGCCAAGCCAGGUGACGUCCAUCAUCGCCGGCGUGGUGGGGGCUCUGCUGGUCGUCGUCCUUCUGCUCAUCACCGUUGUCUGCGUCAAGCGCCGGCGGCAGCAGGAGAGGAAGCACACCAUGCGGCGGCUGCUGCAGGAGACCGAGCUGGUGGAGCCGCUGACGCCCAGCGGGGCCCUCCCCAACCAAGCGCAGAUGCGCAUCCUCAAGGAGACGGAGCUGAAAAAAGUGAAGGUUUUGGGCUCCGGUGCUUUUGGCACUGUCUAUAAGGGCAUCUGGAUCCCCGACGGGGAGAGCGUGAAGAUCCCGGUGGCCAUCAAAGUGUUGCGGGAGAACACAUCGCCCAAAGCCAACAAGGAGAUCCUGGACGAAGCCUACGUGAUGGCUGGGGUGGGCAGCCCCUACGUGUCACGGCUGCUGGGCAUCUGCCUGACCUCCACGGUGCAGCUGGUGACGCAGCUGAUGCCCUACGGCUGCCUGCUGGACUACGUGCGGGAGAACAAGGACCGCAUCGGCUCCCAGGACCUGCUCAAUUGGUGUGUGCAGAUCGCCAAGGGGAUGAGCUACCUGGAGGAGGUGCGGCUGGUGCACCGCGACCUGGCUGCUCGCAACGUCCUGGUCAAGAGCCCCAACCACGUCAAAAUCACCGACUUCGGGCUGGCACGGCUGCUUGAUAUCGACGAGACCGAGUACCACGCCGAUGGGGGCAAGGUCCCCAUCAAGUGGAUGGCACUGGAGUCCAUCCUGCGCCGGCGCUUCACCCACCAGAGCGAUGUCUGGAGCUACGGUGUCACCGUGUGGGAGCUGAUGACCUUCGGGGCGAAACCGUACGAUGGAAUCCCGGCGCGAGAGAUCCCCGACCUGCUGGAGAAAGGCGAGCGGCUGCCGCAGCCGCCUAUCUGCACCAUCGACGUCUACAUGAUCAUGGUGAAAUGCUGGAUGAUCGACUCUGAGUGCCGGCCCAAGUUCCGUGAGCUGGUCACCGAGUUCUCCCGCAUGGCCCGCGACCCUCAGCGCUUCGUGGUCAUCCAGAACGACAUGAUCGGGCUGCCCAGCUCCAUGGACAGCACCUUCUACCGGGCGCUGCUGGAGGAGGAGGACAUGGACGACCUGGUGGACGCCGAGGAGUACCUGGUCCCUCACCAGGGCUUCUUCAGCGCUGAGACCUCCACCGCCUACCGCAGCCGCAUCUCCUCCACGCGGAGCACGGCAGAGACCCCAGCUGACAUGACAGAGGGCGAGGACUCGGCCGCCUUCCCCUUCUCACCGCAGAGCCUGGUGGAGGGGCCAGAGUGCCCUGUGCCGGAGGCUCUGGAGGUGGAUGCUGGGGCCAAGGGAGCCCUGCCAAGCCCCCCAGCCACGCGGUACAGCGAGGACCCCACUGCGCUGCCAGGAGAUGAGAGCGAGGGUUUGGACCCUGAGGGCUUCGCUACCCCAGCCCCCCAUGCCACUAUGCCAGAGUAUGUGAAUCAGGCUGGGGAGCGGCCAGCACCCCCCCGGCACCCCUGCGCACCGCCAUCGCCACCAGACAAACCCAAGGGCCACCAAGGCAAGAACGGGCUCAUCAAGGACACCAAGCACCCCUUCCUGGGGCCAUUCGGCCACGCCGUGGAGAACCCCGAGUACCUGGCCCCCCCAGGGCUGCCGGUCCCCACCGCCUUCAGCCAGGCCUUCGACAAUCCCUACUACUGGAACCAGGAGCCCCCCAAAGCCGGGGGCCCUGAGGGCGGCCCCAGCUCCACGCCGGCAGCUGAGAACCCCGAGUACCUGGGCUUGGCUGAGCCUGAGGACGUGGCUGUGUAGGGCAGGGCCGCCAAUGGACCCCCCUUCACCGAGGCAGCUUGGGGAGGGCCGGCGUGAGGCCGGCAGCGGAUGUGGGGCUGGGACCGGCCCCUCUGCACAGCGUGUCCUGUGCUGCAGGAGAGCCCAGGGCUCUGUGGGACGGGGCAGCAGCAUGGCGGGGGCACAGAGGACCCCCAAAAGGAGCCCAAAAACCCCACUGAGAUGGAUGCUUGAACCCCACAUGGUUCCCUGAGGGAUGAGGAAGAUGGAAGCAGCAUCACCCCGACCAGCACAGGACUGGGAGCCCCAUCGUGCUGCAACUCGUCACCACACACCCGUGCCACGCUGCCGCUGUCCCAAAGGCUCCUCUGCCACCACCGUGCCCCCAGCCCCCUCCCCACCGGCGCCCACCCGCGCCGGACACACUGACUUGCACUGAGCAGGUGGACACCGGGCAGCCCGAGCUCCUGCUGGAUUCCUGUGAAGCUGAUGGUGUCACACCUGGAUGUAUAUUUGAUCAUUGUAUAUGGUUUGUUUUUUUUUUCUA